GGAGGGGGAGGGGGAGGGCUGUCACAGAGGGAGGCGGUCCCAGAAACACACACACACACACAAAAAGGGGCCCAGCUGGUUCAAGUGAGGAUAGGGACCGUCCUGAGCUGAACUCGACGUUACAAAUAGGAGCUGCGGUAUUCCAAGUGGAGCAGAGUGGAGGUGCGCCACACCGAUGGUAAUAUUAAGUAACAGCGCCGAGCGGAGCCGCAGUGUGAGAGCGCAGAGAGACGCGGAGGACAGCGAUCCUUACUGAGGCGGACGGAAAGACGCGUGGACCACCGAUCAUUUCUUCACAGGUGGCACUGUUGCUGCAUCCCCGAGCAUCCAGCCGGCACCCAGCACCACACAGCUCUCCGCCGGAAAACAAGGAGAGACCCACCUAACCUCUGACAGGCGUGAUGUUUGAGGAGGAGGUCCAGCCAAUGAGGGGGCAGCAGGAAGUGUCAGUGCUCCAGUCUCUGGACUCACCUGCAGCGGUCAGCCCAGGUGGAGGAGCAGCAGGAGGAGGAGGGCCGCUGUCCUUCACAGAUGAGGCUGUCUCCAUCCUGACCUCCAGCAGCCUGCUGGCGCGCUCCCUCCUGGGUCGCACCUCUGCCGUCAAACGCAAAGAGAGCCCGUCUUCUUCCAGCAUCCGACGCAAGCGCGAGUUCAUCCCUGUGGACAAGAAGGACGAGGGCUACUGGGACAAGAGGAAGAAGAACAACGAGGCGGCUAAGCGCUCGCGGGAGAAGCGCCGCGUGAACGAUAUGGUCCUGGAGAGCCGCGUUCUGGCCCUGCUGGAGGAAAACGCUCGCCUCAGGGCCGAGCUGUUGGCUCUCAAGUUCCGCUUUGGCCUGGUCAAAGACCCCUCCAACGCCCCCAUCCUGCCCCUCACUACAGCUCCUCACCACACCUCUCAGACUAUGACUCCACACUAUUACCUCCACAGAGGCGACGCAGGCCUCCCCAGUUCCUCGGCCUCGCACGCCGGCAACCAGACGGGCCAGCUGAGCACCAGGGGCUCCAGGGACGGCGGCAACAUGUCGGAGGACUCGGGGUUCUCCACGCCGGGUGGCUCCAGUGUGGGCAGCCCGAUCUUCUUUGAAGACAGGCUGAGCGACCACGGGAAACUAUCACCGCACCGGGCGGAAGAGCUGGGCUACGACCUCCACCACUCCCCCGCCGACGUCCACCACACUACGGGGAAGCUGGACCAAGCCGAGAUGAUGAAAAACCUUCCACACAAGCUACGCUUCAAGACGCCCGGCAACGGGGACACGGGGGAUGCCGCAGGGGACCGACGCAGCCCCACGCUGCCGACAGCGGGACGGGAAGGUCCCAGAGAGGCCCCUAAAGGACUGAGUGGAGGCGACGCCGGAGCAGGGCACUGCGCCGGCACCUGGCUCCAGCAGCUGGAGGGGGAGGAAGGCAGGAGGGGGAGGCAGUCCCCUCAGUACAACGCCUCGGCCGGCGCCUGCGGCCUCCAGCCUCCUCUGAUGCAAGGGCAAACUGAGGCCCACGGCGAGAACAUUCACCUGAAGUCCCAGCUCAACUCUCUGAGCGUGGAGGUGGCUCAGCUCAAGAAGCUUUUCACAGAGCAGCUCCUGGCCAAAGUCAACUGAAGAGCGGUUCGCCAACGUCUGGACUUUUACGGACAAACAAAGAGUUGCUGUCAGUGAGCCUAGAAGCGCAGGACUUUAAAAAACUCAACCCUCAAGUCUAACAAACUUUUAACAGCGUUUUGGUUUAUAUUUUAAAGACUGUAUUAUACUGUAAUAAAUGUCUAGAAACAUUCAUCUCAUAACCCUCUGUUUAAAAACAACAAUCUGUACUACUGUUGGCUGUCUGCUAGUUUCUCAACUCCAUACACUGUGACGACAAACACACACACACACAACCUAACACUGUUUACAUCACUCAUUACAGCGCAAGCCUGGAUUUACGGCCUCACACAGCAACAAGUUUAUGUGGCUUCCGAAGCCGCAUUCAAUUCAGCUGGAUGCGAGCCAGCAGUUUGCGAGCGCACUGAGAAGGACGAAGUGUUUGCAGUAAUAUAGCUGAGAGCGGCAUGACUUACUGCACAGGUUUUCCCACCGCUGAGACCGGUCUGUCAACACAACCAGAGACAGACAGUAAACACACACAGAAGUCAAACCAUCAGCCGUCCAAAAAACCUCUCGCGGUCUGAGAGGCUUAAGGAAAGCUCUGUUCUGCCUCGCGCCCGGAACACACGUCCAGGCUUGUUUGUCAGCGUAAUGGGUCACACGGUGAAGAAGCUCCUCUUUAGACAUACUGUCAUGUACUGUUGCUGUGUUCAGCGUCUCACUCUAGUCCCCGCUCACGCCCAGUUCGAACACAUUUUUUUUGUAUUACUGUCAUGUUGUCUGUGCCGAGGUGAUGACACACAUUUGAUGUCUGCUGUCUUUCUGUACAUUUUUUCAUAUUAAAAAAUAAAGACGUAUGAAAGAUUCAA
This is a messenger RNA of Acanthopagrus latus (yellowfin seabream), 2455 nucleotides long. It is a transcript of the gene nfil3-6, whose product is annotated as nuclear factor, interleukin 3 regulated, member 6. Gene Ontology annotation, cellular component: nucleus. The transcript has 2 exons. NCBI's taxonomy places the organism in Eukaryota, Metazoa, Chordata, Actinopteri, Spariformes, Sparidae. Gene Ontology annotation, molecular function: DNA-binding transcription factor activity; DNA binding. Bases 402 to 1604 code for a protein of 400 amino acids. The record is from RefSeq and is a predicted model, not a curated record. Gene Ontology annotation, biological process: circadian rhythm; regulation of DNA-templated transcription.